GGUGUAAACUUAUUAGUGGUUGUGCUCAAAAGUGAUGUGUUACGUGUGUGUCCACCCAAGAAUUUCUCUGGGAAAAUAGAGAAAAACGCGCCAAUCUCCUCUUCCUCCGUCGUCAACGGCGUUCUUCAUCUCCUCCUUCCGCCGACGAUGACGACCACCGCCUUGUGCCUCUGAUGGAUCUGCUCCGCACCAAUUUCUCCCAAUUUCUGGUGAUUUUGUGUGCUGUACCAAUACAGCAUUUUGAUUGGGGAAUCUGAAAUUCGCUUCAAGAGUUAAUUUUCUGCAACGCUGAAAUGGAAAGCGAGCAGGUAAAUCGAAUCUUGAGACUCCACUGACUUCAAACCAACAUGAACUCCACUCCGAGACAUUUGAACAAUGUUGCUGCCUCAGAGAAGAUAUUGUUAAGGAAGUUAAAUUGCAACUGCGUCUAUCAGUGCCGCUUAUUGCUGUUAGCCUGCUACAAUUUAGCUUACAACUGAUAUCAAUUAUGUUUGUUGGCCAUCUUGGGAAGCUUCCUCUUUCAGGUGCUUCCUUGGGCAACUCCUUCGCCUCAGUCACUGGUUUUAGUGUUUUGUUAGGAAUGGGGAGUGCAUUGGAGACACUAUGUGGCCAAGCCUAUGGAGCCAAGAAAUAUCACAUGCUAGGUGUUCACACUCAAAGGGCAAUGCUUGUCCUUCUAGGACUAAGCAUUCCCUUGGCAUUAAUUUGGUUCUACACAAGCAACAUUCUCAUAGCAUUAGGCCAAGACCAUGAGAUAUCAGCCGAAGCAGGAACGUUCAACCGGUGGAUGAUCCCUGCCCUUUUUGCUUACGGUCUCCUUCAAUGCCUCAACAGGUUUCUACAAACCCAAAACAAUGUUUUUCCAAUGCUGGUAAGCUCUGGAAUCACAGCUUUGGUGCAUGUUCUAUUUUGUUGGGUUUUAGUCUUCAAAUUUGAGUUGGGAAGCAAAGGAGCAGCCUUGGCAAUCAGUAUGUCAUGUUGGGUUAAUGUGUUCCUGUUAUUAUUGUACAUAAAUUUAGCUUCAGCUUGUGAUUCCACUUGGAAAGGGUUUACCAAAGAGGCCUUGGAUGAUGUUCUUAGUUUCUUAAAGCUUGCAGUUGCCUCUGCAGUUAUGAUAUGUUUUGAAUAUUGGUCCUUUGAGAUGGUUGUUCUUCUCUCGGGUCUUCUGCCAAAUCCACAACUAGAGACGUCAGUUUUAUCAAUAAGCCUUAAUACCUGUUGGAUGGUGUAUAUGAUCUCUGUUGGUCUUGGAGGUGCCAUAAGCACCCGAGUGUCAAAUGAAUUGGGUGGUGGGAACGCACAAGGUGCACUUUUGGCUCUCCGUGUCAUGGUUGUGAUUUCCAUACUAGAGGGUACAGCAGUAGGAUUGGUUACCAUUUUGGUAAGGAAUGUCUGGGGAAAGCUCUACAGCAAUGAUGAUGAAGUUAUCAAAUAUGUUGCCAAGAUGAUGCCUCUGCUGGCACUUUCUGACUUCCUUGAUGGUUUCCAAUGUGUGCUUUCAGGGGCUGCCAGAGGGUGUGGUUGGCAAAAUCUAUGUGCAUUUAUGAACCUUGGCGCUUACUAUGUUGUGGGAAUUCCUUGUGCUAUCAUAUUCGCCUUUGUCUUCCAUAUUGGUGGGAUGGGACUUUGGAUAGGAAUCAUAUGUGCACUUUCUGUUCAAGGGAUAGCCCUGAUUACAGUAAAUGCCUGCACAGAUUGGGAUAGAGAGGCUAGGAAAGCAGUUCAUUCGACUCUGUCUCUGAAUACUAAACUAGUUACAGAAACAGAACCAUAGGUUGACAAUGUCAUAAACAUCAGAGGCAGUCAGCAAUAUAGAGAAGGAAGUCAUGGCAAUAUUUCUGUGAGCCACAUAGUGAUUUUACUACGAUGGAGUGGUGCUGUACAUUGAUUUGAUAUUUCAUUACUUUGGUAAAUUGAGUAUUAGGAAGGCUUGCCAUCAUAUAAAUGUUCACUGUUCAUAAUUGGUGGUGCAGAAUAUUUUCAAAGCUGUCAAGUACUUCUGUAUACAAAUAUAAGUCCCUAUUAAAAAUAGAAUGAAAUCCCCUUGAUACAAA
Molecule: messenger RNA, 2054 nt
Organism: Lotus japonicus
Lineage: Eukaryota; Viridiplantae; Streptophyta; Magnoliopsida; Fabales; Fabaceae
Product: protein DETOXIFICATION 16-like
Exons: 10
Coding region: 488-1774 (428 amino acids)
Biological process (GO): xenobiotic detoxification by transmembrane export across the plasma membrane
Cellular component (GO): membrane
Molecular function (GO): antiporter activity; xenobiotic transmembrane transporter activity
Source: RefSeq, a predicted model, not a curated record